Messenger RNA from Cottoperca gobio, 4168 nucleotides. It is a transcript of the gene cdk17, whose product is annotated as cyclin dependent kinase 17. Gene Ontology annotation, cellular component: cytoplasm; nucleus. The record is from RefSeq and is a predicted model, not a curated record. Gene Ontology annotation, molecular function: cyclin-dependent protein serine/threonine kinase activity; ATP binding. The transcript is spliced from 18 exons. Gene Ontology annotation, biological process: protein phosphorylation. Bases 321 to 1904 code for a protein of 527 amino acids. NCBI's taxonomy places the organism in Eukaryota, Metazoa, Chordata, Actinopteri, Perciformes, Bovichtidae.
GUUGGUCCAGCCCUCCCGUCUCCGGUAGACCGCAGACCCUCCUGCAGCUUCUCGAAGCUGUUCUCUCCGACACCACAUUUGGGGGUCCGGGCUCCUCGCACCACACCCUCUUGUUUCCGGGGAUAUUUGUUUUCUGCUGUCGACCUCCGACGGAACCGUGUGUCGCUGCUUCAGUGGGCGGAUAAAGCGGAGGAGGCGUCCGGGCCUGGCUGCCGCUGCUGCUGCCGCUACCGCUGCCGCUCGCUGCUGCUGCCGCUGCCGCCGCCGCCGCCUGCUCAGAGUCCAGACGACGGAAUUUCGCAUUUUCAGGCCGUCCUGCGAUGGAGAAGAUGAAGAGAAUUAAGAAGCGUCUUUCGUUGACGCUGCGCUCCAGUCAGACCAUCGAUGAGUCUAUGUCUGAACUGGCAGAGCAGAUGACCAUCGAGGACGGCGGCACCAAGGACAAUGAGCCCUUCAUGAGGAACGGCCGCCCCCUCACCUCCCACAGCAUGCACUCCUUCCUGCACCAGUACACUGGCCCCUUCAAGAAGCCACCACUCCGCCGGCCACACAGCGUCAUUGGUGGCACCCUGGGCUCCUUCAUGUCAAUGCCACGCAACGGCAGUCGUCUGGAUAUUGUGCAUGAGAACCUGAAGAUGGGCUCCGAUGGGGAGAGCGACCAGGCGUCAGGAACGUCUUCAGACGAGGUGCAGUCUCCAACCGGCGUCUGUCUGAGGAACCGCAUCCACCGGCGGAUCUCCAUGGAGGACCUCAACAAGCGCCUGUCGCUGCCCGCGGACAUCCGAAUUCCUGACGGUUACCUGGAGAAACUGCAGCUCAGCAGCCCGCCCUUCGACCAGCCGCUCAGUCGACGCUCCCGCAGAGCUUCGCUGUCAGAGAUUGGUUUUGGCAAAUUGGAGACGUACAUUAAGCUGGACAAACUUGGAGAGGGAACGUACGCCACAGUAUUUAAAGGACGCAGUAAGCUGACGGACAACCUAGUGGCACUGAAGGAGAUCCGGCUGGAGCACGAGGAGGGUGCGCCAUGCACAGCCAUCAGAGAGGUGUCGUUACUGAAGGACCUCAAACACGCCAACAUCGUGACGCUUCACGACAUCAUACACACUGACAAGAGCCUCACGCUCGUCUUCGAAUACCUGGAUAAGGACCUGAAGCAGUACAUGGAUGACUGUGGAAACAUAAUGAGCAUGCACAAUGUGAAGAUCUUCCUGUUCCAGAUUUUGCGAGGGCUGUCGUAUUGUCAUAAGAGGAAAGUUCUCCACAGGGACUUGAAGCCCCAGAACCUCCUUAUCAAUGAGAAAGGAGAACUCAAACUGGCUGAUUUCGGUCUGGCGAGGGCCAAGUCUGUGCCGACUAAAACCUACUCCAACGAGGUGGUGACCCUCUGGUACCGGCCUCCUGAUGUUCUCCUGGGAUCCUCUGAGUAUUCAACACAGAUCGACAUGUGGGGUGUUGGUUGUAUAUUCUAUGAGAUGGCUGCAGGUCGGCCGCUGUUCCCCGGCUCCACUGUGGAGGACGAGCUCCACCUCAUCUUCAGGUUACUGGGUAAACCCACAGAGGAGAACUGGCUGGGAAUCUCCUCCAUCGAAGAGUUUAAAUCCUACAACUUCCCCAAAUACAAACUACAGCCGUUAAUCAACCACGCUCCCAGGCUGGACGGCGAAGGCAUCGAGCUGCUACUGGCUUUUCUCAGAUACGAAUCUAAGAAGAGGAUUUCAGCUGAAGAGGCGAUGAAACAUUCCCACUUCAGACAGCUCGGGAUGAGAGUACACAAACUGCCUGAGAGUGUAUCAAUAUUCACGUUAAAAGAAGUGCAGCUGCAGAGAGACCCUGGCUACAGGAACUCCUCGUACCCAGAGUCAGGUAAUGGCAAGAUCAACAGGAGGCAGAGCAUGCUCUUCUAACGUCUGAUGAAGAGGAAGGUUGACUCCCCAACUUCAUCAUCACUUUCCACCAACCUCUUGCAUGAGCCAACCUCCCCUCGGAGUGACCCCCCCCUUACCUGCACACACACGCACGCACACACAUAAACAUGCACACACACCCCUCUGAGCGAGCGACUCUUGGUUGAAUCUAUUUGGAGACUGUUUAUUUAUUGGGGGGUUAGGUUGAAUCUUUUGCUGCUAAACUACUACUGUCUGUAAUUAACACACUGUGUGUGUGUGGUGUGUGUGUGUGUGUGUGUGUGUGUGUACAUGAUGAUAACUCGAGAUGCCAUGCACAGUUGAGCAGUCAGAAAGGUUUAGAAAGACUGGGAUGCUAGAUGGACUUGUCGGGAGAAAAAAACGAUCCUCUGUAUUCCUCCUCGUCGUUUUUCAAAAACAUUUCAGUCGACUCUUCUCGAAUCCUUGCUGCCCUUCUGGGGGGUCACACUGAGGGUCAAAAAAUGUGAGCGGAUUGCGGUAACAGUUUUAAGCUGAGGGUUAAAGAAGCACACAUAGAGUCAAACACAUCAAACUGGAUGAACAUGAAACCAACUUUUGGUUCUUUUGUUAUUUUUGACUAUUCUGGCACAGAAAUGGUACCUACACUGAGGAGUAGAAGGACUCUGGAUGAAAGAAGAGGAAUACUUGAACAGGAUGUGACGUCCCACAGUAAAACCCCUCACAGAACAGCCAGGACUUUAGUGUUUAAAAAAAAAAAAUGCAAGCUACACUUUGCCGCUCUGUGUGCAUUUGGAGAUCUCACUGCAGUAAGUCUUUGUUUUUAACUUGCACUUCAGUGUUUUUUUGGAAUCAGGGACCCAUGCCGGGACACGGCCGAGUUUACCCAACAGUAUUAAGAUGUAUUCUCUGUGUCUGUAAUCUUUUGACCUCUGCUUGUGAACAACAGUGUCAUUGUGGCAUGUUUUUUGGAGGGGGGGGGUUGGGAUUGGGUGUUCGAAAGCAAAAUGGUUGUUUUCCACUUGCCGUCGGACCACUGCUCUCUCCAGCAUUUGUACACAUUUCAAAUCUACAUAUUAGAUUUAACUGACAGUGAUGCUUCCAAUGAAGCCGGUUGAGAAGUCUCACUUUUAAUUGCAUGUUUACUGAAGCAAAUGGAAGAUCUCCCAAAAGUCACAAAUCAUUUUAAAGUGUCUUUUGAUGUUCUUUGCAUUCCUGGUUUAUUUUAGUUGCCAUUAGUAUUUAUCUUAUUCCUGUGGACCAACGUAGGUGUUGUCACUUCUUGUCCGUAUAUUUCCAGCAGCUAUGUGAUAGCAGCAGGAAUUGUGACAUUUUGGGCAACACGCUUAUUUGCUUUUUUGCGUGGGUUAGAUCAGAAGAUUGAUGCCCCUCUUGUGUCUGUACAGUAAAUGUGAAGCUAGCAACAGCAGCCUGUUAGCUUAGCACAAAGACCAAAAUCGAGAGUAAUGUAAAAACAACACGUUGUGUUUUUACAGGAGGUGACGUGCUGGACUGUUUCUUAGCAUAGUGACUUAUUGGAUUGUUGUAGGGACCUUGAGGUUGCUACACCAGCCAUGAAAUAGUCCCGAGCUUAAACCCCACCUGUUGUUUUUUACUAAGCUUCAGCGGUGCUGGUCUACAGAUUAGUUACUUUAAGACAGGCUAGCUCUUUCAGCCUGUCUCUAGUUUUCAUGCUAAGCUAAGCUAACCAGCUGCUGGCCCCAGCUUCAUAUAUGUACAAACAGGAGGGGUAUUGAUCUUCUCGUCUAACUUUCGCCAAGAAAGAAAACAGGCCUAUUUUCCCAAAUGUCAAUCUAUUCCUUUAAAAUAUUUGUCAGCAAUUAAGAAUCAAAGAGCAAGAUCUCCAGAGCCGCCAUUUAGCUUAAGCUUUUUUCAACAGCCACAGAGAGAGAUUCACAGUAGCAACAAAUAGAGUGCAGUGCACGAAAUAACACCAGGAAUGCAUUGAACAACACAGGUUGAAUAUGUACAAGUGUGAGAAGGCAUUUGAGGGAUAUUUUCCUGUCACUGCUGCUCUUUUGCCCACAUGACACAUUUAUUGUGUGUUGAGGUUUAAAGGAUUUGAGCUACACUACAGUUACUAAUUGGGUAGAACGUUCUAGAAAAGUGGUGGAAGCAUUACUAAUGACCUAAUUAAUAGCCGAGAGCAUUAAUGUAAUGAACAAAGUUUGCAGUUAAUAGUGUAAUAAUCUUGUAAACAUACUCCACUUUGCAGAAUAUUUCUUAGCUUUUCAUCAUGUAUUAAAUGAUAAAUUAUAAUUUGA